GGACAAGAAGAUACCGGGACCCCAGAGCAACAGCAGCAGCAGCACUGGCGGCAUAUAGAUACGGCCACCUUCAGCAGCAGGUCCCAUAGAGCAGCCCACCAUGUCUCGCGAAUCAAAGGUCCUCUGCCUCUACGCAGGCGGCACCUUGGGCAUGAUCAAGCAUGGCUCCAGCGGAUACGCCCCCUUCCCAGGAUUCCUCACAGAGACGUUGCGCACCCAAACGCGCUUCCACGAUCCUCACGCUGACUCCAUCUUCUCCUGGAGCGAUACCACCGAGCGCUUCCAGCAGUGGUCCAACGCAUACAGCCAGAGUAGACCGCCCACUCGGCCCGCCUCACCCACAAGCGCAGCAACUUCAAGGGGAGCCUCGCCAGCUCCUUCACCCGGCCCAUCCUCUUCUCUCCUCACAAAUGGCCCUCCUUUCAGCAAGCCAAUCCAAGUCAGAUCUUCUGACCCGGAAGGGACCUCCACUCGCUAUGCUCUGUCACAGCAGAUCCUCCCUGAUGGAACCCUCUCCAUGCAACUUCCGUCCUUGGUCACUCCAAAGUCGAGUCACAAUGGGCAGCGCAUACGCUACACCGUCCUGGAGUACGACCCUCUCCUCGAUUCUUCCGAAAUGGGUCUGGAAGACUGGACAAGGAUGGCAAAGGACAUUGAGCUCAAUUACACAUCCUUCGAUGCAUUCGUUGUCCUACACGGGACGGACACUAUGAGCUACACGGCGUCGGCACUUUCCUUCCUACUCGAGAACCUAGGCAAGUCAGUAAUCGUCACUGGCGCACAGGUCCCUCUCAGCGAGCUCCGCAAUGAUGCCAUCGAAAAUGUUCUCGGCGCCCUCAUCCUCGCAUCGUCCUACAUCAUCCCCGAAGUCGGUCUCUUCUUCGCCUCGAAGCUGUACAGAGGCAAUCGAUCGAGCAAAGUCAGUAACAAUGCGCUCGCUGCCUUUGACUCGCCCAACAUGGCACCGCUGGCUCGAGUUGGCAUCGGAAUUGAUGUCGCUUGGCACCUAGUAGAGAGGCCGAGGACAGUCAAGCCGUUCCGGGCUCACGAGAGCAUGAGCGCAGACGUCGCUCUUCUCCGGCUCUUUCCUGGUAUGCCGACGCAUACCAUCAAACAUUUUCUGAAGUCCGGUCUGAGCGGCCUGUGUAUAGAAAGUUUCGGAGCUGGUAAUGCGCCCAGCAGACCCGAUCUACUAGAAGCCUUCAGGGAGGCGACGGAAGCAGGAAUGGUCAUCAUCAAUAUCACUCAAUGCCUUCAGGGCGAAGUCUCCGCAAUAUAUGCCGUAGGCAAGAAGCUGGCCGCGGUCAAUGUCGUGGCCGGUGGAGACAUGACGCCUGAGUGUGCCCUGACGAAGCUAGCAUAUCUGCUCUCGAAGCCCGAGCUCUCGAGACAGGAGGUGCGCGAGCUCAUGGGAAGGUCACUACGCGGCGAACUGACGGGCUCGUCUUCAUCGGCCAGCCUCGCAAGAGGUAGCUCUGCCAAUCGCAGAGCAACGACGACUGACAAAGCAGAUGGCGGUAGUCGAGCGCGGAUGUCCGACCUACUCGGCAGGAUUCUUGAGAGGCCUAACGAGACCAACGAGGAUGACUCUGGUGGUGACGAGACAGGGGAGGCUGGAUCGAAGACAGCGCUCGAGUCUUCCACCGAGGGGAAAGCCCUUGAACGGGAGAUCGCCAGCGCAGAGCGCGCCAUUCUACCAUAUCUCAUCCAUCGAGCGGCAGCAUCAGCGGACGUCGCCUCGCUCGAGUGGCACCUCUCCGCCCUCCCCCAGUUAGAAUCAGCGACCAUCUCUACUCCCUCCAUCCACAUUUCCACUCACGACGGUAGCAGACAGGAAGACGUCUCUCAGUCCUCAGCCACUCCUCAUCAGUCGUCUCACAGAACACCCUCUUCCUCUCGAAAGGGCGACCCACGCAACUCUCUCCCGCCCCUGGACUCGACCUACCCACUGCACGUAGCUUCCGCCUCGGGUCACGUUGCAUGCGUCGAGGCGCUACUGCAAGCGGGCUGCUCCGUCCAUUUGAGGGACUAUGGUGGCCGCAGUCCCCUCUUUCUCGCCGCUUCGGGCGGUCAUGUAGAAGUAGUCGCUGCACUGCGCGGUGCUGGAGCUCAUCUUGCUGCUGGAGAGGCUCCGGAUGGUGAAGGUGCAAGCGCAAUUAGUACAGAGAUCAGGGGUAGAAGUGGAAGUUCUGGUCGGGAAGAGAAGAAGAGGUCAAAGGAGGCUUGGGAGGUGGCGAUGGGAUAGAUUAGACUCGACUAGAUGAGAGAACAAACGUCAUCACUGUGGAACGUCACUAGGAAUGUAUAGUAUAAUGCCAAGGCCGCAAAAGGUACAAUAAGAGACAUCGACUCG
This is a messenger RNA of Microstroma glucosiphilum, 2353 nucleotides long. Its product is annotated as asparaginase-domain-containing protein. NCBI's taxonomy places the organism in Eukaryota, Fungi, Basidiomycota, Exobasidiomycetes, Microstromatales, Microstromataceae. Gene Ontology annotation, molecular function: asparaginase activity; protein binding. The transcript is spliced from 4 exons. The record is from RefSeq and is a predicted model, not a curated record. Bases 101 to 2245 code for a protein of 714 amino acids.